GCUCCUCACUGCUAUUUUCCCAUGUGACAUGUCCCGUCUGUCUAGGCAGGGCGUUCACACCGCCGCGGCCGCCACCGCCAGCCAAAAAAGGGCCGGCGGAUGAAGAAGAGGCGGGAUAGAACAGGGGUCUUGAUGUGCCAUUUCUUCAAGCCCACGUAUAUGUGGACGUCGGGCAGCCCAACGCAUCCGCAUUACUCGCUUCUUUUUCCCUUCCCACAUGCUCACUCCCACACAGACACCCGGACAAGGCCGUGGUGGGCCGGCUUAACCUACCGUAUAUAUGGGGUGCACACAGCUCCUGAGAUCAUCCGACCAAGCCCACGGGCGGUUUCGCACUCUCGCACCCACCCCACGUCGCCUACCCCUGCCAAACAGGAACAGAAAGCGGUAUAGCGUGGGCACCGCCACAACGGCUUUGGGCAAAGCACACCGCAAAUGUUGCGGCCGAUUGCGCACAGUCCCCCAUGGGCAAAAACGCAAAAUUGCAUGUUGACACAGGAUGCAUAUUGUGCUUUUUGGGUCAUGGCCGUGUGUGCGUGCAAAGGAGGGUGGGGGGGGGGUCAAGGGAGAGCCGUCCAGGAUAUGUGUGCUGUCGCAGGUUCUAGAUUGCGUGUGCGACAGGGCCCCGGGCGGAGAGGAGAGCAGUCUAGAUUUUUUU
Exserohilum turcica Et28A is the source of this 658-nucleotide messenger RNA. RefSeq lists its product as uncharacterized. The record is from RefSeq and is a predicted model, not a curated record. NCBI's taxonomy places the organism in Eukaryota, Fungi, Ascomycota, Dothideomycetes, Pleosporales, Pleosporaceae. Bases 133 to 393 code for a protein of 86 amino acids. The transcript has a single exon.